AUGUUCUGGGUGGCUACGGCGCCUCUUUCUGCAGAUGGACAUGUUAAUCUUUCACCAAAAGGAUUAUCUGGUACUUUUCAUAUCAAAGAUGAAAACACCGUUUGGUAUGAAGAUAUGACUGGUAGUGGCGUCGAGACCAUUGCACACUUGAGAGAGAAUGGACGGAUGACUAUUAUGUUCUGCGCAUUUGAAGGACCUCCUCAGAUCGUGAGGCUACAUGGACGCGGCAAAGUUUACGAGUACGACUCGUCGGAAUACAACAAACUUAUUCCUCUGAACGAAAGGCAGCCGGGCUCACGGUCUGUCAUCAUGCUACACAUACACAGAGUGGGGACGUCCUGUGGAUUCUCUGUUCCGUUCUACACCUUCAAAGGCGAUCGCAUGCGCCUUCAUCAAUAUUGCGCCAAGUCAGAACGAGCAGAUCUGGCAGCGGCUGACGCAUCUCAGCCAAGUUUGAAUGGACUCGCGACAUCAUUCCCCGACGAGAUUGCAGACAAUGGCGUCAGGCGCUACUGGGCAGUUCUCAAUAAAACCAGUAUUGAUGGUCUUCCUGGAAUCCAGGACGCGCAUAAAUCGAAGACGCUCUUCGACCGCGAUAUUGCUAACAAAGAGUGGAAACAAGAAAGCCUCUCGCGCGCAGCACACCAGCAACAUUCGCAGCAUCAGACUCUCGGGGUGACAACCUGGGUAGACCCAAAACUUUUAGUUGUAUUUGUGCUUGGUGCUUUGACUACUGGAUUAUGGCGCAACAUUAUCGUGUCAUUGUUCCAAAAGUAA
This is a messenger RNA of Psilocybe cubensis, 777 nucleotides long. RefSeq lists its product as uncharacterized. The transcript has 4 exons. NCBI's taxonomy places the organism in Eukaryota, Fungi, Basidiomycota, Agaricomycetes, Agaricales, Agrocybaceae. The coding region runs from base 1 to 777 and encodes 258 amino acids. The record is from RefSeq and is a predicted model, not a curated record.